AUGAUUCAUCGACUCCUGUUGGCUGCAUUGGAUCGCCGAGAAACCGAUGAUCGUGAUCAUUUUGGAAAAAAACGUCUUGAUCUUGCUGGUCCAUUGCUCGGUGGACUGUUCCGUAUGCUGUUUAGAAAACUUACAAAAGACGUGAGUCGAUAUCUUCAAAUAACAAUGGAGUCUGGACGCGAGUUCAAUCUGUCACUUGCUGUCAAGUCUAGCACCAUUACAAAUGGACUCAAGUAUUCGCUUGCUACGGGCAACUGGGGUGACCAAAAAAAGUUUAUGCAGGCUCGCGCCGGUGUCAGUCAGGUGCUGAAUAGAUAUACAUUUGCGUCUACACUAUCCCAUUUGCGUCGUCUAAACACUCCUAUUGGUCGAGAUGGUAAACUUGCUAAACCUCGUCAGCUACAUAAUACACAUUGGGGCAUGGUCUGUCUCAGCGGAGAUACCGAGGUAGUUUUAGGAAAUGGCAUGGAUGUUGUGCUACUAACGGAUCUUGUCGACGGAGCGUGUGUUUCGACAAUCGAACCUCGGACUGGUGUGGUGUCGCCUUCGCUUAUUGAUCAUUACUUUGCCAAGGAUGCUACACGGGUUCUUAAAAUCACACUUGAUGAUGGACGAGUCAUCAAGGCUGAUCCAGAACAUCCAUUGUUUGCUGCCAAAGUUGACGAGACUACUCGAGGGUUGACUGGGCAAUGGCUUAGAGUUGAAGAAUUGACUGUUGGACAUCAUGCGCUACUAGUAAGCCCGCAGCAAGCGUACUGCACUUCUGAACAAUGGACACUUACUCUAUCCGAGAAAGAAGUAUGUACAGCAUCCACUGCUCAGCUUGCCAAGCAACUUUCUGAAAUUGGCCUGGUAGAUGUGCCUAUUCCACUGUCCAAAGUCAAAUCUGCAGCUCGGUUAUUUGGUCUCGUGUUAUCUGCUGGUGAUUUUAGUGGCAAGCUGUACGUGGAAAAGGAUGAAGAUGUAACUGCAGUGAAUUCAGAUUUGACGGCUCUUGGCUUUAGUCCUGCUCACUGGGUGCGAUACCAAGACGAUCAGCAAAAAUGGUUCAAAUGUGACGAUAGCAACGGUAAAGCUAUUUGUAUCACAUUAGUUCCCACAGCAAAUGCACUUUUGCAGACACUUGGUGCACAUGAUGCAGAAAAGCAGCAUCGAUACUGUUUGCUUCCAAAAUGGCUACUGGACGCACCAACUAGCAUAAAGCGCGAGUUUCUUGGUGCUCUUUUUGGCGGAAAUGGUGCUCACAUUACUAUCUCAUGCAAUGAGGGCAAAUGGGAACCCACCAUGUCUGCUCUGACACAACACACUGAUGCAGAUCAUUUGGAAAGCACUGUGGUGUAUUUGAAACAGGUCGCAACUCUUUUAGGCAUGCUUAAUAUUUGUUCGUCGGUAAGUAGUGAAAAACACAUUACUGCUGAAAAGACUGGCUAUGCAGUACAUCUACACGUUGACAACACUGCUGAAAAUCUUGUGCGUUUUUAUGAGCAAGUUGGUUAUCGCUACUGCUUUAAUAAAACGAGCCAAAGCUCAGCACCUGUGCAGUGGAUCAAGGGCAGUUUAUUUUUUAUUGAACAGCACAGAUCCAAAUGUCAACACGCCUUUGAAUUGUUGCAUACCGGACUUGGCACAAAAGCUGCAGUUUCAGCAGAAAUCAAUAUGCCACAUCAUAAUCCCUCUCAUAUGCUGAAUGUAAAAGAAAUUCCGACUGCCCCAGCUGACGAAUAUAUCACAUGGAUCGAGUUCAAGGAUCGGUACGUACAUAAAGAAUCCCCUCGGUUUGUAUGGGUCACCAUCCAUUCAAUUGAAGAAGCACCAGCAGAGAGAUUGUAUGAUUUCAACACUGUUUCGCAAAACCACUCGUUUUUUGCCAAUUCUAUCGUAUCACACAACUGUCCUGCCGAAACACCCGAAGGCCAAGCAUGUGGUCUUGUCAAGAAUCUAUCACUUAUGGGCUAUAUUACUGUUGGCUCACCAGCUCCUCCCAUUUUGGAGUUUUUGGAAGAAUGGACCAUGGAAAGUUUGGAAGAAAUUUCACCUAGCACCAUUCCUACAGCAACCAAGAUUUUCUUGAACGGCCAAUGGGUUGGCAUUCAUCGUGAUCCUGAUCAGCUUGUAAGCACUCUCAGAAGACUGCGUCGUAGUGUUGAUGUGUCACCAGAGGUAUCAGUUGUUCGUGAUGUGCGCGACAGAGAACUCCGCCUUUGCACCGAUGCUGGUCGUAUUGCACGUUCAUUGUUUGUAGUUACACCUGAGCAGUCGCUAGUUCUUACUAAAGAAAUGGUACAGCAGCUCCAUGAAGACCAAAUUCAAUGGAAGGAUCUUCUAUCGUAUGGUGUUGUAGAAUAUAUUGAUACAGAGGAAGAAGAGACUGUCAUGAUCUGCAUGACGCCUGACGAUCUCGCCGAAGCUCGAAUGGCAGCAGCAGGUCAGGUUGUAGAGCGUCAUCAAGUAGGAACUGGCCGUCUCAAGUCUGCUACUGUGUAUACUCGCAAUUACACUCACUGUGAGAUUCAUCCAAGUAUGAUUUUGGGAAUUUGUGCUAGCAUUAUUCCUUUUCCAGAUCACAACCAAUCUCCGCGUAACGUUUACCAAUCUGCUAUGGGUAAACAGGCCAUGGGUCUUUUUCUUACGAAUUUUCAACUUCGUAUGGACACUAUGUCCAAUAUUCUUUUCUAUCCGCAAAAGCCACUUGCUACGACACGUGCGAUGGAGUUUAUGCAUUUUCGAGACUUGCCAGCUGGUAUCAAUGCAGUUGUUGCUAUUGCUUGUUAUUCUGGGUAUAAUCAGGAAGAUUCUUUGAUUAUGAACCAAAGCUCAAUCGAUCGUGGUCUAUUCCGCAGUUUGUAUUAUCGAGUUUAUAUGGAUCAGGAAAAAAAAGUAGGAAUGAUUUCCACCGAAACUCUUGAGAAGCCUUCGCGUGAUACUACGUUGCGACUCAAGCACGGAACGUACGAGAAACUUGAGGACGAUGGACUUAUUGCUCCAGGUGUUCGUGUUUCUGGAGAGGAUAUUAUUAUUGGAAAAACGGUUCCGAUUGCAGCAGAUUCGACUGAAUUGGGGCAACGCACCACUAUGCAUACCAAGCGAGAUGCUUCUACACCUCUCAAGAGCACAGAAAAUGGUAUUGUGGAUCAAGUGCUCAUCACCACAAAUCAAGAUGGAUUUAAAUUUGUCAAGGUGCGAGUGCGGUCUAUUCGUAUUCCACAUAUGGGAGAUAAAUUUGCAUCUCGUCACGGCCAAAAAGGAACUGUUGGUAUUACUUAUCGUACAGAGGAUAUGCCGUUUACUGCUGAUGGUAUUACACCGGAUCUUAUUAUUAACCCACACGCUAUUCCAUCCCGUAUGACGAUUGGACAUCUUGUCGAAUGCCUGCUGUCCAAAGUAUCUACAUUUACUGGAGAUGAAGGAGAUGCUACACCAUUUACAGAUGUGACAGUUGAAGCGAUUUCGCAGGCUUUGCAAGGGUAUGGAUAUCAACGACGAGGGUUUGAAGUGCUAUACAAUGGUCACACGGGCCGCAAGCUUAAUGCACAGGUGUAUACAGGACCAACUUAUUACCAACGUCUCAAGCACAUGGUGGACGACAAGAUUCACUCUCGUGCACGUGGGCCGUUGCAAAUUCUUACUCGCCAGCCUGUAGAAGGAAGAUCUCGAGAUGGCGGCCUUCGAUUUGGUGAAAUGGAGCGUGAUUGUAUGAUCUCUCACGGAGCAGCCAAUUUUCUCAAAGAGCGUCUUUUUGAUGCAUCGGAUGCAUACCGUGUUCAUGUCUGUGAUCAUUGUGGUUUGAUGGCAGUAGCUAAUCUUAAAAAGAACUCGUUCGAGUGUCGAUCGUGUCGUAACAAGACACAGAUUUCACAAGUUUAUUUGCCAUAUGCUUGCAAGUUGCUAUUUCAAGAACUUAUGGCGAUGAACAUUGCGCCUAGACUGAUGGUAGUUUAA
Batrachochytrium dendrobatidis JAM81 is the source of this 3939-nucleotide messenger RNA. Its product is annotated as RNA polymerase II second largest subunit precursor. Gene Ontology annotation, molecular function: endonuclease activity; DNA binding; ribonucleoside binding. Bases 1 to 3939 code for a protein of 1312 amino acids. The transcript is spliced from 3 exons. Gene Ontology annotation, biological process: intein-mediated protein splicing; DNA-templated transcription. Gene Ontology annotation, cellular component: RNA polymerase II, core complex. NCBI's taxonomy places the organism in Eukaryota, Fungi, Chytridiomycota, Chytridiomycetes, Rhizophydiales. The record is from RefSeq and is a predicted model, not a curated record.